Molecule: messenger RNA, 1071 nt
Organism: Pecten maximus
Lineage: Eukaryota; Metazoa; Mollusca; Bivalvia; Pectinida; Pectinidae
Product: kynurenine--oxoglutarate transaminase 3-like
Exons: 9
Coding region: 80-1057 (325 amino acids)
Biological process (GO): biosynthetic process
Cellular component (GO): mitochondrion; cytoplasm
Molecular function (GO): pyridoxal phosphate binding; L-kynurenine:2-oxoglutarate transaminase activity
Source: RefSeq, a predicted model, not a curated record
UAACUCUUCACUUCAGGCUGGUCCCACCGCAUGAUCGAAAGGAAAAGCUGUGUAUAAGGCUAUUCGGCGAGACAGGAUCAUGCAGAGUUGCCUGCCUGGAAUAAGGAGAGGCCUGUGUUUGGCUUGCAGGCAAUUUACACCUGUGAAUCAAACUGUAUCUAGGUUACAGCCAUAUGCCUGUAUCCUAGCAACACAACAGCAUAGAAAAAUGGCAUCCUCAAAACUUGGGCAGGCAACUAGGCUGAAUGGAACAGAGAAGAACAUAUGGGUGGAGUUUGGAAAGUUAGCUGGAGAACAUCAAGCCUUAAACCUUGGUCAGGGUUUUCCUGAUUUCAAACCACCUCAACACGUUAUUGAUGAGAUGGUAAAAGCAGUUAACUCGGACAAUGCCUUACUAGCACAGUAUGCUCGUAGUUACGGACAUCCACGUCUGGUAAAUGUCUUGGCCAAGCUGUACGGCCCUAUCAUGAAUCACGAGAUCAACCCAAUGACCGAAAUCACUGUGUGUGUGGGGGCUUAUGGUGUGCUCUUCUGUGCUGUCCAGGGAUUGGUGAACCCUGGGGAUGAGGUUAUCAUCGUUGAGCCAUAUUUUGACUGUUAUGAACCCAUGGCCAUGGUAGCUGGAGCGACGCCAGUGUUCGUACCUAUUAGACCAACAAAGAGUGGUGUUAUGUCCAGUGCAGACUGGAAGCUUGAUCCUGAAGAGUUGGCCAGCAAAUUCAACAGUAAAACAAAGGCCAUCAUCAUCAACAAUCCAAACAACCCCAUUGGCAAAGUUUUCCAGAAGGAUGAACUCCAGGUGAUAGCUGACCUUUGUAUAAAGCAUGAUGCUAUAUGUAUAGCUGAUGAGGUAUAUGAAUGGCUGACCUACGACAACUGUAAACAUGUUAAGAUUGGUGAGUUUACGAGAGUACUUUACUUAGUAAUACACAGCACCUGUUUGUCAACUUUAACUUUGUCAGUUGAAUAUAGCACUAAGUCAGGUGAAGUUGUCUUGAUCCCUACCCAGAACAGUCUGUGUUUCUCAGCUGAGGUCAUGGCCCUUCUUGUGCUGUAAUGAUUAUGUCUUUG